AUGACGAAGGUGCCGAGGAAGAGCCAGGCGGAGAAGAAGUACCGGCUGAAGUACAGCCGGCUGCGGCGGGCGGCCAAGGCGCUGGUGUUCGAGAACGCGGCGCUGUGCGACGAGAUCGCCCGCCUGGAGGCGAAGUUCCUGCGCGGGUUGGGUCCCUGGUGUCCCCCUCCCCAGGGAUCUCAGUGUCCCCCUCCCCAGGGGUCCCAGUGUCCCCCUCCCCGGGGGUCC
Molecule: messenger RNA, 228 nt
Organism: Struthio camelus australis
Lineage: Eukaryota; Metazoa; Chordata; Aves; Struthioniformes; Struthionidae
Source: RefSeq, a predicted model, not a curated record